AGGCGUGCCAUUUUCGCUCUCAUUGCUCUCUCUAUCUCUAGACUAAAAGACAAGCAUCGAUUGCUUUGUUUCUUCAUGCGUCCUUCUCUUCAUUCCCAAAAACCCAGAAAAUUUCGACAUUUGCUGAGCUCAAACAGUGCCCAUUCAAUUCUCUCAAUUUCCACACCCUGCAGUUCCAUUGCAGCUUUUGAUUCUCUCUAAGCAGACACAAGGAGACACAAAAACUAAAACUCCUCCAGUUUUCUCUAAAACCCUCAACUUUCUCUUUCUGCCUUGUUUCGUUUGAUACAUUUCUAUCUCAUUUCAGAACACAGAAAAAUGUCGAGGUGGGAAAACAUACAGAGAGACGAUAGAUACAGGCGUGAAAAGAAUAACCCAUCUUUCUCUUCCAGUCUUCUGGACAAAAUUUACAGCUCAAUUGACGAGGGUGACCCCAGAAACCGCGGGGACUCAAAGUUUUAUAAAGACACAAUGCAGCCAAAGAAACAGAGCAAAAGUGGCGUGAAAACCAGCAGAGCUGUUGAAGAAGACGAGAUGGCCAGCCUUCGCCGAGCUUGUUUGAUAGAAAAAUGGAUGGAGAAGAAGGUUAGCGAGAAGGUUGGAACACAGAGAAGGCAGUAUCUCACCGAAUUGGAUAGAAAACCAGACCAUGACCAUGAUCGUGAUCUUGAUGGUCUGUUUUUCAGCUCCACUUCCAGUUCUUCUGAUUCAAGCUCUGGUGGGUUCUCAUCCUCGGAUGCUGAAUCCAUGUACGGCUCUAAACCAAGAUCCUCAUGUUUCGCUCCGCCGAGGCCCAAGCCGGUUCGCACCAGCGUCUCUGCUCGAUCGGCAAAAACAGAAGAGAAAAUAGAGAUAAAGACAGAGAGGAAACAGAGGACUCUGUUUUAUGAACAGAGGGAAGUGCAUAUGUUUGACGAUUAUCAUUACAGUUGUGCCUCAGAGCCGACUCCAAAGCUUGAGGAAGGUAUAAUCAAGUCCAAAUCAAGGGCCUUGAAGAUUUAUAACAAUCUCAAAAAGGUGAAACAACCGAUUUCACCGGGCGGUAAGGUUGCGAAUUUCCUCAAUUCAAUCUUCACCACAGGGCAAUCCAAGAAAACAAAGAGCACGUCAUCAAUUGGAGGGUACGAGGAUGCUAGUGCAGAGAAAAAAUUGAAGUCGGGGCAAGCCUCAACUUGUUCAUCAGCCUCUUCAUUUUCCAGAUCAUGUUUAAGCAAGAACUCGCCUUCUACGAGAGAAAAACUGCGAAAUGGGGUUAAGAGAUCGGUUCAUUUUUAUCCAGUGAGUGUGAUUGUUGACGAAGAUUGUAGGCCGUGUGGGCACAAAUGUUUGUACGAAAGAGAAGAUCAAAGCCUAAUGCCUGUCACAGUCCCAACUGCAUGGAAAAUUGGCAGGUCACCGUCGAGAAAAGCAGAGGAAGAGCUUAAGCUCAAGGUGUUGGAGAAAAACAGGCAAGUAGAAGAAGCAGCCAGAGAGGUUUUGAGAGAUUGCCAUCGCAACCAAGUUAAGAAGGAUUCAGUGAGCAGAGAUUAUAAUUAUGUUGAUGAUGAAGAUGAUGCGGCUAGUUGUUCAAGUUCGGAUCUUUUCGAGCUCGAUCACCUUAAGGUGAUUGGGAAAGAAAGGUAUCUUGAAGAACUUCCUGUGUAUGAAACCACCCAUGUUCGUACAAAUCGUGCCAUUGCUAAUGGCUUAAUAAUGUAGUCAAUAAUAAUGUAGCACUUUUUUUUCAUAA
Molecule: messenger RNA, 1729 nt
Organism: Prunus persica (peach)
Lineage: Eukaryota; Viridiplantae; Streptophyta; Magnoliopsida; Rosales; Rosaceae
Product: protein BIG GRAIN 1-like A
Exons: 1
Coding region: 319-1698 (459 amino acids)
Biological process (GO): auxin-activated signaling pathway
Source: RefSeq, a predicted model, not a curated record